Messenger RNA from Linum tenue, 807 nucleotides. The record is from the annotation of a GenBank genome assembly. NCBI's taxonomy places the organism in Eukaryota, Viridiplantae, Streptophyta, Magnoliopsida, Malpighiales, Linaceae.
AUGAACGACCGAUACCUGAGGGACAUAAUUCUCAACUUCAUGAUCGCCGGGAAAGACACCAGCGCCGGCACGCUGUCUUGGUUCUUCUACAUGCUCUCCAAGAAACCUCUUGUCCAACACAAAUUAGCGCGUGAAGUCGACGAGGUGGCCGGCGGCAAUAAUAAUAAUAAUAAUAAUGCAGUACUAGAUGGAACUACUGGUAUUGUUCACGACUUCAUUCAAGGCAUAACCGACACGACACUGGACAAAAUGCCAUACCUGCACGCUGCACUUACGGAGACCCUCAGGCUCUACCCUGCUGUCCCAAUAGACGGUAGGUGUUCGGAAGCGGAUGAUAUUCUGCCGGACGGGACGAGGGUGAAGAAGGGGGACUUGGUCAACUACUUGGCCUACUCCAUGGGUAGAAUGAGCUACAUUUGGGGGGAUGACGCACAAGAUUUCAGGCCCGAAAGAUGGCUCAACGACGACGGAGCUUUCCAACCACAGUCUCCCUUCAAAUUUGUCGCAUUUCACGGUGGUCCUAGGAUAUGCUUAGGCAGAGACUUCGCUUAUCGGCAGAUGAAGAUCAUUGCGGUGGCGCUGCUUCGCUACUUCCGAUUCCAACUGGGAGGCCAUGAUAAUGUGACUUACAAGACUAUGUUUACCCUUCACAUCCAUGGAGGUCUCUAUCUCUGUGCCACUCCAAGGCCCGCACCCUGACAGACUGACACAUUAUAAUAUAUUAUUGUCGCUGUCGUCUAUGUUUUAUUUAUAUCCUAAUGCUACCUAAAACCGUUCAAGUUAAGGAAAAAGGGACCGCGAGCUCAA